ACAAUAACCAAAUGCAAAAGAGCAACACACCUAGAAAGGAAUGGAGUCUGAGAUAACGAUGCUGGAACUCCAAAGAAAUUCAACAAACUGGGCAAAUAUUGUGGAUGAAAUUGUAAAAAUAGAGAAAAAAAUAUUCCCAAAGCACGAAUCACUGGCUCGGUCAUUCGAUGAAGAGCUCAAAAAGAAAAAUUCUGGGUUGCUUUAUAUUCUGCUCAAUACUGAAGUUAUCGGCUAUGUUAUGUAUUCUUGGCCUUCUUCGUUGUGUGCAUCUAUCACCAAGCUUGCAGUGAAGGGCAAUUACAGGAGGCAAGGCCAUGGAGAGGCGUUGCUAAAAGCAGCAAUUGAGAAAUGCAGAACAAGAAAGGUUCAACGCAUAUCGCUGCACGUUGAUCCAUUGAGGACUUCAGCCGUUAGUCUAUACAAGAAAUUCGGAUUUCAGGUUGAUAAUUUGAUUCGAAGUUAUUACUCUUCGGAUCGUAAUGCCUAUAGAAUGUACUUGGAUUUUGAUUCUUGAUUAGUUUGAGCUCAAUUAGAGCCUAUAUUAAACAUGUUAAUGUAGAAGUCCAUGUCAUUAAUUUCCAGUUUCUUUGUUGGUGUGUAAUACACAGAGUUCAUUAUAUAUCUCUUUUACAUGAA
Messenger RNA from Mercurialis annua (annual mercury), 636 nucleotides. RefSeq lists its product as uncharacterized. Gene Ontology annotation, molecular function: acyltransferase activity, transferring groups other than amino-acyl groups. The transcript has 2 exons. Bases 41 to 514 code for a protein of 157 amino acids. The record is from RefSeq and is a predicted model, not a curated record. Lineage: Eukaryota; Viridiplantae; Streptophyta; Magnoliopsida; Malpighiales; Euphorbiaceae.